AUGUCUAGAAUAAGCCGGAGGAAGAACAUCAGGUUCUUGAUAUGGUCGCUUGUGUUGCUUUCUUUGCUUGCAUUUAUUGUAACAUCGUAUGAUGUAUAUGAUGGGGUUAUUAAAUUUUCCAAUGAACCACUAAAGGAAACUAAGUUGGGUAACAAAAAAAAGAGGCCGAGUUGGAGUGAUGAAACAGCCAGCGACAAAGCUAACGUAGAUAAUAAGGAUCAAAAACAAUCUGCGAAAAGUAGCGACAAAAAUGGCGGAAAGAAAAGUGAAGCGACGGAUAGUGGAGACAAGGGGAAGCAGUCGUCGCAGAAAGGAAAGGCCAGUGAUAAGAAUAAUGCCAAAGAGAAGCCUCAAAAGGCAGAGAAUGCUGCGAAACCUAACGAUUCAAAGAAACCGCAGAAAUCAGGAAAAACAGAAAAGGAAGAAAAAGUAGAAACGACAGGGAAAGCAGAAAAGUCUCCUGCUAAUAAUGCUGACAAACAAAAGGACGAUGAAUCAAAAAAUCCUGAGAAAAAUGCAUCGAAAUAUAAGUCAACUCCAAGGCCUAAGUUACCUUCAAAGCCUAAGGAAAAGGAAGAAGAAUCAGCACAAGAUCCGAAAGGAUCCAAGUUGAAAGGUAACCCUAAGGAUGCCGUUAGUGAUUAUAUGAACGAGAAAUAUGGGGAUCAUUCGAAUGAUCCUAAGAACCCAAAUAAGUUCCUUGGAGAUACAGAAUCUAAUGAAGGAAGCAAAUAUGACGAAGAUGACGAAGAUAAGCACGAUACAGAUAAAGAUGCGGAUAAAGAUGCGGAUAAAGAUGCAGAUAAUGAGACGGAUAACGAUGCUCCUCAUAUUCACGAGUCGGAACAAGAAGGAACAUUGGGGUCUGGUACAGUACCUAACUCGCCCCUUAAACCAGUGACAAUAAAAGAGAAGCCAUUCGUUGAGGUUCCAAAUAAAUUUGAUGAGAUCCAGCCUUUGAAUUUCAGGAUAUAUUCUCAUAAUGUAAAGAACGGCGGUCAUGAUGUCUUAGUGUCAGGAGAGAGAACUUGGGCAGAAAGGGUAAACGAAAUUGCAAGUUCGAUCGCUUUUAAUGCUCGCCAUGAUACAAUCGUAGCAUUGCAAGAAGUUUACAAGUUUCAGCUAGAUAAUCUCUUAAGUGAACUAAAUAGAUAUUCACCUCAGAACCAACCUGAGUGGGCAGCUUAUGGUGCUGGCAGGAUUGAUGGUAGAAACAUAGGGGAAUAUGUUCCUGUGCUCUAUAAGACUUCCGAAUGGGAGUUACUUUUUAGUGACACCAUGUGGUUAAACGAGAAAAACCCAAGAACGUCGUUAGAAGGAUGGGAUGCAAAGUACUUGCGUAUUUGUUCAUAUGUAACCCUUAAACAUAAAAGGACAGAGAAUUACUUUAAUCUUUUCAAUACGCAUUUUGAUCAUGUUGGCGAGCUUUCUAGAAUUGGCUCUGCAAGUAUGAUUGUUCAAAAGAUGAAUGAGAUUAAUCAAUGGCCGUCGAUAUUCUGCGGUGAUUUAAAUGCCGAGCCCACAGAAAGAACAUACCAACUAAUUGUUGAAGAUUAUAAAGAUGUAUCCAGAUUAACCACAGCAUUUAAUAGAUAUGGCCAUUCCAAGUCUAGUGUGACUGGGUUUGAAGGAGAGGUUUUACUUCAAGGAGGUCAGAACAUUGAUUAUAUCUUUGCACCAGGCUACACCACAAGGGUCAACCAGAGAGAUGUUUGUGACAAACAGUCAAGGCCCGAGGAUUCACCAGAGGCAAAUUUAUCUUUAAAGUUGCAAGCAUUUGCAAUGUUACAUUCCAAAUUUAAUGGUGCUUACAUGAGUGAUCAUAGACCUCUAGUUGCGGAUUUUAUUUUAGAAAAUAAGUGUAAAUGA
Messenger RNA from Debaryomyces fabryi, 1869 nucleotides. RefSeq lists its product as uncharacterized. The record is from RefSeq and is a predicted model, not a curated record. Bases 1 to 1869 code for a protein of 622 amino acids. NCBI's taxonomy places the organism in Eukaryota, Fungi, Ascomycota, Pichiomycetes, Serinales, Debaryomycetaceae. Gene Ontology annotation, molecular function: 3'-5'-RNA exonuclease activity. The transcript has a single exon.